AUGCUGUUCCCCAAAAAAAAGAAUCCUGCAAACCAUGCUGUGGUGGAAUUGCCGAAGGAAGCUCUGCGAGACUCUUUAGCUGCUGCUCAGGUUACCUUCAAGAGGUACGCCCACCCAAACUCCGGUGGCGGUGAAAGGCCAAGUCAGUUGAAGGUGGCAUCUACACCUGGCGCGAAAACUGAGAUUGCUGCACCGAGGAUGAGGCGUCCUGAAACAAGAAGUGUAUACCAUCAAUAUUCCAAGGAAACGCUUUCCAGUCACCCUGAAUCUGUCUCGGUACCGACAACUCCUGUGGGAGUGAACCACUAUGAUAUGAAGGAUCGAGCUUCGAAUUCGCCAAGCAGUCUGGCCGCUGCAGAGACAGCUGUGUACUUGGCGCGCUCCAACUCAUCCGGCACCAGACCAUCUCCCAUUAGUAGCCGGGACCCAGUCAUGGAUGUUGAAACGAAAUCACUACGGGCCCCUUCAGCUUUGAAAAAUGAGCUGCGUUUAAGUAAAACAAGGAUCCCUCCACCAUUGUAUGAUGGUACCGCUCGCUCGCGUUCUAUAUCGCCACAGAUAUCUUACUCUACUUCGUUAUCAUCGUCGUAUUCCUUGAGUUCCGAUGAAGAAGACACAUCUUACAGAGAACGAAGUACUGAUGAGGCAUUUCCUUCCGAACCUUCCAUAUCGUCAUAUAGUCUUUCGUCUAAGGUCUCGAACAAGCCCCUACAUGUUGAAGCUUCACAGCAUCAGCAAGAACCAGAGUAUUCCGCGAUGAAUAAACUCAGUGGCGGCAAUAUGAUAUAUAAGGGUACUCUACCCGAUCUGAUACCAAGAAAUCAAAGGAAGGCGAGCAAGCUAAAUUUCAAACGCAAAAUCUUAAGAUCUCCGGAUGCCAAUGAAUACAACAAUGAUCACCCGCAAGAGAAUUUAUCACAUAUAUAUUCCAACCAAAAACAAAACGGUGGGGCAAUUAUAAACACACAGCAGAAUGUGAAGCUUAAGACCACCAUGAGGGGUGGAAAAUAUGCAAUUACAGAAAAUGAUGAAACUUUUCCUUACGAUAAAAAGUCGUUAUCAUCAGAUUCGGAUACUGAUGAGGAUUCUAAUGCAGUGGAGGUCAAGGACAAAAAGAAGAAAAGCCGCCGCUCUAAAAUAAAGAGAGGGUUGAGGACGACGGCUGCGGUAGUUGGAAGCAGUACUUCUGUACUCCCAUUCCCCCACCACAACCACCAUCACCACCACCAGCUGCAUAACUCAAACUCUCACCACAUACACGCAAAUCAUUACACAACCCCCCGCAAGUUCAACGAAGACAAGCCGUGGAAAUCCCAUAGAGAUCUUGGGUUUAUCACUGAACAAGAAAGAAAACGGUAUGAGUCCAUGUGGGUGUCAAACAGGUACUCGUAUUUGCGUCUGCUGCCGUGGUGGCCCACCCUCACCAAUGAAGACGAUGAGCCUAACUUAAAACCGCUAACCCUGCCGCAAGAUGGUCUGAUGUUAAAUUUGGUUGUUAAAGGUAUAUGGUACCGAUCAAACCUGCCCACAGAUCUUUUAGUGCAGAUAUACAAUAUGGUGGACACGAGAAAGGACGGUACUUUGGACAGAAAGUCAUUCAUAGUGGGCAUGUGGCUUGUCGACCAAUGCCUAUACGGCCGGAAGCUGACCAAUGAGCUGGACCAGAGAGUUUGGAACAGCGUGGACAACUAUGUUCUCGGCACUAUCAACGUGAAGCCCACUUCCGCUGAACGCUAUCCCAAUGCCGAUAACGUCUUGGAAAAGCCAUCAAAGCUCUCAGUACGACAGGAAUUGAAAAACAUCAAACGCGAUCUCAGAAACGUCAGAAUAUGA
Saccharomyces kudriavzevii IFO 1802 is the source of this 1833-nucleotide messenger RNA. RefSeq names its product Tax4p (gene TAX4). NCBI's taxonomy places the organism in Eukaryota, Fungi, Ascomycota, Saccharomycetes, Saccharomycetales, Saccharomycetaceae. The coding region runs from base 1 to 1833 and encodes 610 amino acids. The record is from RefSeq and is a predicted model, not a curated record. The transcript has a single exon. Gene Ontology annotation, molecular function: protein binding.